Molecule: messenger RNA, 5581 nt
Organism: Neogale vison (American mink)
Lineage: Eukaryota; Metazoa; Chordata; Mammalia; Carnivora; Mustelidae
Gene: SV2B
Product: synaptic vesicle glycoprotein 2B
Exons: 13
Coding region: 541-2682 (713 amino acids)
Biological process (GO): chemical synaptic transmission; transmembrane transport
Cellular component (GO): membrane
Molecular function (GO): transmembrane transporter activity
Source: RefSeq, a predicted model, not a curated record
GGGAGCCGGUUUUUAGGGACGCAGAGAGGAUUUGUUUAGAGAUGGAUUUUAGCGCAAGGGAAAGAACGUGAUUCGUUCUGCGGGGAUGGGGGAGCAAACGCGUGUGGCCAGGGAGGAGCGAGGCACAGCCGUUCCUUCCGCAGACGGGUGUUCCUAUCUCUGCCGUCCCGGGUUUGGCAGGGCUGGGGAAACGCGACCCUUGAACAGCGAUCGCAGAUGCAAACUAGGUCCUUUUCAAGGGCAUAACCUUCAAUAGCAGAACAAAUCAGUCCUGCUAGCAAGCUACCCAGUCCUGUGGGCUCCUUGUCAAGGAAAACAGCUGGCCCCAUUUCUAAUCAACAUCUCCCCACAAAACUCUGCUGGGUCACUGAAGGAGACCAGACCAGAAUUUGGAACUUUCCAAAGACUUCCCAUAGAUAUUGAACGUGAAAAGGUACUUACAUUGUCUUUGCGUCAGUCUGCUCUGUUUGGGAGCCAAGGGGGAGAAUCACCCAAGAAGUCACACAGACAGAUUCUACCUUUAACGCCUCUGUACAUAGAAUGGAUGAUGGUUAUCGAAAUAACCCAAACCUCUACCACGGUGCAAGAGAUAUAGCUCGAGAGGCGACCCGGCAGUCCCGGACCCAAGGGAUGGAUGACUACAAGUAUCAGGACAGCUAUGAGGGGUAUGCCGCCAGUGACGGCUAUUACCGUGGCAACGAGUCCAACCCAGAGGAGGACGCACAGAGUGAUGUUACAGAAGGCCAUGAUGAGGACGAUGAGAUCUAUGAGGGCGAGUACCAGGGCAUCCCUCACCCAGAUGAUGUCAAGGCCAAGCAAGCCAAGAUGGCGCCCUCCAGGGCAGAUGGCCUUCGGGGCCAGGCUGACCUGAUGGCGGAGAGGAUGGAGGAUGAGGAGCAGUUGGCCCACCAGUACGAGAACAUCAUUGAUGAGUGCGGCCAUGGGCGUUUCCAGUGGAUCCUUUUUUUCGUCUUGGGUUUGGCCCUCAUGGCUGAUGGAGUGGAGGUGUUCGUGGUGAGUUUUGCCCUGCCCAGUGCAGAGAAGGACAUGUGUCUGUCCAGUUCCAAAAAAGGAAUGCUUGGGCUGAUAGUCUACCUAGGAAUGAUGGCCGGGGCCUUCGUCCUGGGGGGCCUGGCUGAUAAGCUGGGGAGGAAGAGAGUCCUCAGCAUGUCUCUGGCCCUCAACGCCUCCUUCGCCUCUCUUUCCUCCUUCGUGCAGGGAUACGGAGCCUUCCUCUUCUGCCGACUCCUCUCAGGCAUAGGGAUUGGGGGUGCCCUGCCCAUUGUUUUUGCCUAUUUUUCUGAAUUCUUAUCUCGGGAGAAGCGAGGAGAACACCUUAGUUGGCUGGGCAUCUUCUGGAUGACGGGGGGGAUCUACGCGUCUGCCAUGGCCUGGACCAUCAUUCCACACUAUGGCUGGGGCUUCAGCAUGGGCACCAAUUACCACUACCACAGCUGGAGAGUGUUUGUCAUCGUCUGUGCGCUGCCCUGCACCGUGUCCCUGGUGGCUCUGAAGUUCAUGCCAGAGAGCCCGAGGUUCCUGCUGGAGAUGGGCAAACAUGAUGAAGCCUGGAUGAUUCUCAAGCGUGUCCAUGACACCAACAUGAGGGCAAAGGGGACCCCCGAGAAGGUGUUCACGGUUUCCCAUAUCAAAACUCCCAAGCAAAUGGAUGAAUUCAUUGAGAUCCAAAGUUCAACAGGAACUUGGUACCAGCGCUGGCUGGUCAGGCUCAGCACCACUUUUAAGCAGGUCUGGGAUAAUGCCCUCUACUGUGUGAUGGGGCCCUACAGGAUGAACACGCUGAUUCUGGCUGUGGUCUGGUUCACCAUGGCUUUAAGCUACUACGGACUGACAGUUUGGUUCCCUGAUAUGAUCCGGUAUUUUCAAGAUGAAGCCUACAAGUCCAAAAUGAAGGUGUUUCUCGGUGAGCACGUGUAUGGUGCCUCCAUCAACUUCACGAUGGAGAAUCAGAUUCACCAACGUGGGAAACUCGUGAAUGACAAGUUCACAAAGAUGUACUUUAAACAUGUACUCUUCGAGGACACAUUCUUUGACGAGUGCUAUUUUGAAGAUGUUACAUCUACCGAUACCUAUUUCAAAAACUGCACCAUUGAAUCGACCGUCUUCUACAACACAGACCUAUACAAGCAUAAGUUCAUCAACUGCCGGUUUAUCAACACCACCUUUCUGGCGCCGAAGGAGGGCUGCCACAUGGACUUUGAGCAGGAUAAUGACUUCCUGAUUUACCUCGUCAGCUUCCUUGGCAGUCUGUCUGUCCUGCCUGGCAACAUCAUUUCUGCCCUGCUCAUGGAUAGAGUGGGAAGGCUCAAGAUGAUCGGUGGCUCUAUGCUGAUCUCAGCAGUCUGCUGCUUCUUCCUGUUUUUUGGCAACAGCGAGUCUGCGAUGAUUGGCUGGCAGUGCCUGUUCUGUGGGACCAGCAUUGCCGCGUGGAAUGCUCUGGAUGUGAUCACGGUGGAGCUGUAUCCCACCAAUCAGAGGGCGACAGCCUUUGGCAUCCUUAAUGGAUUAUGCAAAUUUGGUGCCAUCCUGGGAAACACCAUCUUUUCUUCUUUUGUUGGGAUAACCAAAGUGGUCCCCAUUCUUCUGGCUGCUGCAUCUCUUGUUGGGGGUGGCCUGAUUGCUCUUCGGCUGCCAGAGACCCGAGAACAGGUCCUGAUGUGAACAACCUCUGGGGAAAGAAGAUGUUGGAAGACCCUUAUCCAGGAACCUUGAAUGCACCCAUGCUUCCUGUCUAUCACUGUCCAGAGGACACUGUCCAGAGGACACAGGAGGAGAAGUUGUGACUCCUAGUUUAGGACCCAUCAAUAUGUUUGUAACUCAGGUGACUGAUUUGGGGGUGUCCUGAAUCACCUUUAGAAUCCCAGAGCUGUGUUCUUGGCUUUGGGUCUCCCCAGCCCAAAGCAGGGGAAGAAGGAUCACAACUUCUAGUGGGUGCACACGCUGAGCAAGGAGUGUGUAUUCCCCCUACCUAGGUGAAAGGACUUAUUUGCAUUUCAAAAUGAAUUUGAGGGUGAGAAACAUUUAAGUUCCUCCCCCAUUUAUGGAGUUCCUCAGAGCCUGGUGACCUAACAAACUGACUCGCCAAGAAGUUAGAGUCAAAAUAUUGGGCUUGAACUACAGGAUACUUAUAUUUUUGCAUUUAACGGUAUCACUGAGCCUAUGUUCCAUUUGAAAAUUGGCACAAUAGCAUUGAAGAUACUCUAAUAUAGAAAACCAAAUAUUUGAGCAAUAUCUAUAGAAAUCUGCUCUGCCCUCAACCAAGUGUCCUAAGUUUUCCAUGACAAUUAGGUGGUAAAUUUAAGGAUGCUAUUUAUUCCUGUUUUGAUCUAUUUAAAGAAACAUAAUGUGAUAGAUAUUCUGUAAACUAACUUUGUACAUAACUAUAUCUGGGUUUAAUUUGCAGAAAUGGUACCUGCAAAUAUUUGCCAGUGUUUUAGCCAUAUUUUGGGAGGAGCUGCUGUUUGGGGUCCCAGGAAAUUGGGUCUGAUUGAAUGAAAUGCAAGCACAAUAUCUUAUAGCCAUUUAACUUGCUGUCAGGAGGAUGCACUUUGCAAACUCACAUUGUACAGUUCUUUUAACCCAGGCACUUUUCUUCGUGUAGGUGGAGUAGUUACUUUUCUCUCUUACACAGAUCACUUGUGAAUCAAGCUCAACACCGUGGGUACAGGCUUUAGAUGUUGCUGCUCCCCCAGAAACAACAGAAGGAUUCCGGGUCUCUGGGGGUUCUCUUUAUAGGCAAGAAUAAAACACAAUGGAAAGAUGAGUGAUUGAGGAAGGAAUGGGGAAAGUGUAGCCACAGUUCUUCAAAGUGUACAUUCUUUCUAUUUCUUUUAGCUGUGAAACGUGAUCUGUAUUUGUUAUCUUGGUCAGUUCCAAUGAGAAGUCUAUGCUAUGUGUCUUGGUUCAGGACCUUUGAAAACAGAUGUCAUUGGCAUGGAAAUUAGGGCAUGUACUGGAUGUCGAGUAUGUUUCUCUUCAGUGCUCCAAGUAAAUUCUUUUCUGAGAUGUUUGGAACAUUAGUGGGGGUGGGUGCUGUGGGGUGGGGAACCCAGGAAAAGUGCUUCGGGAAGGGUCAGCAACAGGCUGAAGUCUUGACAGCACAGAAAAGGAAGGUUUCAUGCACUGGAACGAUCUAGAAUGGAAGGACAGUGGGCUCUGAGCUCUUGUCCCUGAAGGUUGGACUGGCUGAGGCCAAGUGAGCAUCAGUUUGUAAGAACUCAUGCUUCGAGCUGGUUUGCAGUGUUCUCAGCGCUGUCAAGGGCCACACAUUCCCUACCCGACAUAUCCAAAAACUGACGCGAGAUAAUGAUGACCCCAUGGAGUAUUUUCUUGUCCUUGGGGAAACACUUUGGUCCCAGGACAGCUUCAGGCCCUCUUGUGGUUGUUUUCUGGAGUAACGGGUAUACAGGAAGAAAGAGUAAAUAUUACACCUUACCACCUCAGAUCUGAGAUCAGUUUUAAUGGUUAAAAUGUUGACUUUGCUUCUCUUGUCUCCUACCUCUUUAUUCACUUUUUUUCUUUACAGGGAAGGAAGACAUGUCAACUCUGAUUUGACACCCUGAUCCCCGUAAAUAUAUAAAUAUACUAUUGUGUAUUAACGUUUCUCUCAGUGUUUUAUAGGAGUUACAUAACAUAAAGGCUGCAUCAAUAAUGAGAAGCCCAAUGUAACACAGCUGUAACAGACUUUUCUGUAUUCUGGCCAUAUGAAAUACAGUGGCUUGGUUCGUUCAAGGGAAGUGUGUAAACAGAGAUGGCCACAUUCCUUGUAACGUUCUUUUUCAAUGGGAUGAUACCAUUUAAUGAGCAGCUACCAUGGAAGAAAUGUACAAAGCAGUUAGAGUCUGCAUUUGUAGUGAAGAGGAAUCUUGUAAAUCUCAUGUCCGAUUAAUUUUUGAGUGUUGAGGUGGCUGCCGUAAUUGGGGGGUCGAUUCCAUUUGGUUUUCAAGCUCUAACUUCUGUGUGACCUUUAUGGCUCCUUAAACCAACCACCUAACCAACCAAGGGCAGUUUCAGUCUCAUCCAUCAUAUCGGCCUUUGUUAAGGGUGCAGCCAGACUCUGCAGCCUUUCCCCGUCCGUGAAGGAUUGCCUGACGCUGGUAUACCUGGCCACUUCUUAAAUGCUGUCAUGCCUGCUGAGAUCAAUGUUUCUUUAAAAAUAGUCUCCGUGGCAAGUCGUUGGGGGAUAAUGUACAGCAUUCCUGGCCAGGCACUUCUUUUUCAUUUCAUGUUCUAUCCUGAGAGACUCCCGAUGGCAUCCUUGUGGCGUGGAAGGUUGAGGUUCUCCUUCGGGAGGCAAAGCUAUUCACAGUUCAUGAUGUAUUUUAUGAUGCCCAUUUGGGGAGCCGUUACUUUUAACAGCCUCAACUGUGUUGUAUCAUCUCUUGAUGCUAAUUUCUGACCUUCUGUUUUAUUGGACAUAAUUAGUGAAAGCGGUGUGCCUGUUUGUGAAGUUUAUAGCACAUGCACCUGAGGUCAUGUGACAAAUAACCACAUUCCCAGGGUCCCCCUGCUACCUUGUAUUAGCUCAGUAAAAGUAAUAAUAAAAAUAAUUAUAAACAAA